This is a messenger RNA of Columba livia (rock pigeon), 14498 nucleotides long. It is a transcript of the gene KMT2A, whose product is annotated as lysine methyltransferase 2A. Gene Ontology annotation, biological process: positive regulation of DNA-templated transcription. Gene Ontology annotation, molecular function: histone H3K4 methyltransferase activity; DNA binding; zinc ion binding. The transcript is spliced from 36 exons. Bases 16 to 11889 code for a protein of 3957 amino acids. NCBI's taxonomy places the organism in Eukaryota, Metazoa, Chordata, Aves, Columbiformes, Columbidae. The record is from RefSeq and is a predicted model, not a curated record. Gene Ontology annotation, cellular component: histone methyltransferase complex; nucleus.
CGCCUCACAGUAAAGAUGGCGCACAGCGGUCGGUGGCGCUUCCCUGCCCGGCCCGGCAGCGGCGGCUGGGGCCGCCGGGGGCCGGGGGGAUCCCGGCUGCGGGUGCCGGCCGUGCGGAGCCUGCGGGCCGCCGAGGCGGCGGCGGCGCCGGCGGCGGCGGGCGAGGAGGAGCGCGGCGGCCCGUGCUCCGGCGGGGCGGCGGGAAGCGGGGGAGGCGGGGCAGCGCCGGGCUCCGGCGGCUCCGGGGGCCCCGCGGCCGGGGUGGGACCCGGCUUCGACGCGGCGCUCCAGGUCUCGGCCGCCAUCGGCAUCAACCUGCGGCGGUUCCGCGCGGCCUGCGGCGCCGAGGCGGGCAGCGGAGAGGAUGAACAGUUUUUAGGUUUUGGUUCAGAUGAAGAAGUCAAAGUACGAAGUCCCACCAGGUCCCCCACAGUUAAAUCGAGCCCACGGAAGCCUCGCGGGAGGCCCCGGAGCAGUUCUGACCGAAGUUCAGCUGUACUGUCAGACUCCUCGUCAGUGUGUUCCCCUUCGAGCAAGUCUGAAAGCACAUCCAUGGAGAAAGUAAAGAAGAAGGAGUUGAAGAGCGGGGAAAAAAGGCGAGGAAGACCUCCAACGCUGACGAGCGUGAAGUUCAAGCUGUCACAAGUAAAGGACGCGUCGGACGUUCAGAAGGGCAGUAAAGAAGAAAAGGAGAGUGUGAAAAAAAUCAAAAGGUCACCAUCCACUACGUUUCAGCAAGCAACUAAAAUCAAGAAGUUAAGAACUAGUAAGCUCUCCCCACUGAAAUCCAAAUUUAAGCCUGGGGCAAAACUUCAGAUUGGGAGGAAGAGCGUUCAGAUGGUGCGCAGGAGAGGCAGGCCGCCGUCCUCCGAACGCGUCAAGACUCCCUCCGCCUUGGUCGUAAACUCGCAGCUGGAGAAGCCCCAGAGGAUGCGCAAAGAAAAGGAUGGCACGCCACCCCUCACGAAGGAAGAGAAGACUGCUGUCAGGCAGAGCCCGCGCAGGAUCAAGCCCGUUCGCAUUAUACCUUCCACCAAAAGGACGGACGCCACGAUCGCCAAGCAGCUCUUGCAGAGGGCGAAAAAAGGGGCGCAAAAAAAGAUUGAGAAAGAAGCGGCCAAACUGCAGGGCAGGAAGGGGAGAACCCAGCUCAAAAACAUCCGGCAGUUCAUUAUGCCGGUUGUGAGCGCGAUCUCUUCACGGAUUAUUAAAACACCCAAACGGUUCAUUGAGGACGAAGACUACGAUCCUCCUAUUAAAAUAUCCAGACUGGAAUCCACACCGAACAGCCGGUUCAGCGCUACAUCUUGUGGCUCCAGCGAGAAGUCCAGCGCUGCUUCUCAGCAUUCGUCUCAGAUGUCGUCAGACUCCUCGCGGUCCAGCAGCCCCAGCGUGGACACGUCCACAGACUCCCAGGCUUCCGAGGAGGUGCAGACGCCUUCUGAAGAGCGGAGCAAUACUCCGGAAGUUCACGCGCCGCUGCCCGUUUCUCAGUCCCCUGAAAAUGAUAACGGCGAUAGGAGGAACAGGAGGUUUUCGGUAACGGAAAGAAGUUUCAGCCAAAGGACCGCGAAGAAGCUGCCAGCCUUACCGAGCGUGCCGCAGCAGCCCUCCUCGUCCUCCCCUCCUCCCCCUCUGCUCACGCCCCCGCCGCCGCUGCAGCCCGCGUCCAGCAUCUCGGACCAUACCCCCUGGCUCAUGCCGCCCACCAUCCCGCUGGCCUCGCCCUUCCUUCCCGCCUCUGCCGCGCCCAUGCAGGAGAAGCGCAAGUCGAUCCUGCGGGAGCCCACGUUCCGCUGGACCUCCCUGAAGCAUUCCAGGUCAGAACCGCAGUACUUCUCCUCUGCAAAGUAUGCCAAAGAGGGGCUGAUCCGCAAGCCGAUAUUCGAUAACUUCAGGCCCCCGCCGCUGACGCCGGAGGACGUCGGCUUUGCAUCUGGCUUCUCGACGCCAGGUGCGACGGCUCCAGCGCGCCUGUUUUCUCUCCACUCGGGAACGCGGUUCGACAUGCACAAGAGGAGCCCUCUGCUGAGAGCGCCGCGGUUCACGCCGAGCGAGGCCCACUCCAGGAUCUUCGAGUCUGUGAUUCUGCCCUCGUCGGUUGGCCGCAGCGCCGCAGGGACCUCCGCGGCGGGCGUCUCCUCGCGGAAGCGGAAGAGGAGAGUAUUCAGCCCCAUCCGCUCGGAACCCAGAUCUCCCUCGCACUCCAUGAGGACGAGAAGCGGGAGGCUCAGUACCUCGGACCUGGCGACUCUCACCCCGCAGUCUUCUGUCUCUUCCUCCUUAACUAGCAUUUCUGUUAGUUCUCUUGCCACUAGUGCCUUAAACUCAACUUUUACUUUUCCUUCCCAUUCCCUGACGCAGUCUGGGGAGUCGGCGGAAAGAAGCCAGCGGCCGAGGAAGCAGACCAGCACUCCGGCAGAGCCUUUCUCGUCCAGCAGCCCUGCUCCUCUCUUCCCCUGGUUCACGUCGAGCCCCCAGACAGAGCGAGGCAGAAACAAGGACAGGGCAGCAGAGGAGCUCUCCAAAGAUAAAGACGCUGACAAAAGCCUGGAGAAGGACAAGAGCAGAGAGAAAGACAGAGAGAGAGAAAAGGAGAACAAGCGGGAGUCAAGGAAGGAGAAAAGGAGAAAAGGGUCGGAAGUUCAGAGUAGCUCGGCUCUGUUCCCAGUAGGUAAAACGCCCAAAGAAAAAGUUGUCAGCGAAGAUGUCGCAGCAUCGUCAUCUGCCAAAAAACCUGCUGGGCGGAAGAAGUCCACAGCAAUAGAUCCCGCGGCAGACGUUUCCACCGCCGCUCUGGGAGACGCGGCAGCCGGCAAAACCAAAACGUCCAAGAAGGGCAGAGGGGGGUUAGACAAAUCGGAUCUGGACCUCAGCCCCACCGUGCCGUCUGCGGAGAAGGAAAAAGCCCUGCGUCUCUCUGCUCCUUCCUCAAGCACUGUUAAACAUUCCACGUCCUCCAUCAGCUCCAUGUUGGCUCAGGCAGACAAACUGCCCAUGACUGACAAGAGAGUGGCCAGUCUUCUGAAAAAGGCAAAAGCCCAGCUAUACAAAAUCGAGAAGAGCAAGUCCCUCAAACAGGCUGAUCAGCCAAAAGCACAGGGACAAGAGAGCGAUUCGUCAGAAACGUCAGUGCGAGGACCACGCAUCAAACACGUUUGCAGGAGAGCAGCUGUUGCGCUGGGCCGCAAGCGGGCGGUGUUUCCUGAUGACAUGCCCACUCUGAGUGCCUUACCGUGGGAAGAGCGGGAGAAGAUACUGUCUUCCAUGGGGAACGAUGAUAAGUCAUCGAUAGCUGGCUCAGAAGAGGCCGAACCUCUGGCUCCACCGAUCAAGCCGAUAAAGCCGGUCACCAGAAACAAGGCGCAGCAGGAACCGCCGGUGAAGAAGGGCCGGCGCUCGCGGCGCUGCGGGCAGUGUUCGGGCUGCCAGGUUCCAGAGGACUGUGGCGUCUGCACCAACUGCCUGGACAAGCCCAAGUUCGGUGGGCGCAAUAUAAAGAAGCAGUGCUGCAAGAUGAGGAAGUGUCAGAAUCUGCAGUGGAUGCCUUCCAAAGCGUACCUGCAGAAGCAAGCUAAAGCUGCAAAAAAGAAAGAGAAGAAAUCGAAGACAAACGAGAAGAAAGAAAGCCAUUCUGGAAAGAACCAGUUGGACUCCGGGCAGAAACAAACUCCUCAGGCCGUCAUAGCGAGAGAAGACGCUGCUGUGAAGAAGAGCAGCGAGCCUGCCCGCAAGCCCGUUGAGGAGAAGCACGAGGACGGGAAUCCCUCCGGCCCGGUGCCGGAGCCCAAACAGGUCCCUGUGGCCGGCACCAGGAAGACGGGCAAGCAGGCGUCCCAGCCAGCGCCGCCGCCGCCGCCGAGCUCCGCACCUCUGAAAAAAGAAGCACCUAAACCUGCCGCUUCUGAGCCUAAGAAAAAGCAGACUCCCCAGCCAGAAAUAGGCACAGAACAAAGCAAACAGAAAAAAAUUGCUCCCCGUCCAACUUUCCCUGUGAAACAGAAACCAAAAGACAAGGAAAAGCCCCCUCCCAUAAGCAAGCCCGAAAGCAGCACGCUGAACUUGCUCAGCACUCUGACUAAUGGCAGCAGUUCCAAGCAAAAGCCACCCCCAGAUGGAGUCCACAGAAUCCGAGUGGAUUUCAAGGAGGACUGUGAAGUGGAGAAUGUUUGGGAGAUGGGUGGGUUAGGCAUCGUCACCUCGGUACCUAUUACUCCCAGGGUGGUCUGUUUUCUCUGUGCCAGCAGUGGACACGUGGAGUUCGUGUACUGUCAGGUCUGUUGUGAGCCCUUUCACAAGUUCUGCCUGGAGGAGAGCGAGCGGCCGCUGGAGGACCAGCUGGAGAACUGGUGCUGCCGUCGCUGCAAGUUCUGCCACGUGUGUGGGAGACAGCACCAGGCCACCAAGCAGCUGCUGGAGUGUAACAAGUGCCGAAACAGCUAUCACCCCGAGUGCCUGGGCCCAAACUACCCGACAAAACCCACCAAGAAGAAGAAAGUUUGGAUAUGUACCAAAUGUGUUCGCUGCAAGAGCUGCGGAUCCACGACACCAGGCAAAGGGUGGGAUGCGCAGUGGUCUCACGACUUCUCGCUGUGCCACGAUUGUGCCAAACUCUUUGCGAAAGGAAACUUCUGUCCUCUCUGUGACAAGUGCUACGACGAUGACGACUACGAGAGCAAGAUGAUGCAAUGCGGGAAAUGCGACCGCUGGGUCCACUCCAAGUGUGAAAACCUUUCUGAUGAGAUGUAUGAGAUACUCUCUAACUUGCCGGAGAGCGUAGCGUACACCUGCAUUAACUGCACGGAGCAGCAUCCUGCGGAGUGGCGCCUGGCGCUGGAGAAGGAGCUGCAGGUGUCCCUGCGGCAGGUCCUGACGGCCCUGUUGAAUUCCAGAACGACCAGCCACUUGCUGCGGUAUCGACAGGCAGCAAAACCGCCUGAUUUAAACCCCGAGACGGAGGAGAGUAUCCCAUCCCGAAGCUCCCCAGAAGGUCCUGACCCCCCCGUCCUAACCGAAGUCAGCAAGCAGGAGGAGCAGCAGCCUCUGGAUCUGGAAGGAGUGAAGAGGAAAAUGGAUCAAGCAGGUUACACCUCUGUGUUGGAUUUUAGUGAUGAUAUCGUGAAGAUAAUUCAAGCAGCCAUCAAUUCCGACGGCGGGCAGCCGGAGGUGAAGAAAGCCAACAGCAUGGUCAAGUCCUUCUUUAUUCGGCAAAUGGAGCGUGUUUUUCCAUGGUUCAGUGUAAAAAAGUCCAGAUUUUGGGAGCCAAAUAAAGUAACGAGCAACAGUGGUAUGUUGCCGAACGCGGUGCUGCCCCCUUCGCUUGACCAUAACUAUGCUCAGUGGCAGGAGCGGGAAGAGAACAGCCGCACCGAACAGCCCCCUCUGAUGAAGAAAAUCAUUCCAGCUCCAAAACCCAAAGGGCCCGGAGAGCCGGAUUCCCCAACCCCUCUGCAUCCUCCUACACCGCCAAUCUCCAGCUCUGACCGAAGCAGAGAGGAUAGUCCUGAACUGAACCCACCUCCAGACGUGGAAGACAACAGGCAGUGCGCGUUGUGCCUGAAAUACGGUGACGACAGCGCUAACGAUGCUGGACGUCUUCUGUAUAUCGGCCAGAAUGAAUGGACACACGUGAACUGUGCUUUGUGGUCGGCAGAGGUGUUUGAAGAUGACGAUGGUUCUCUGAAGAACGUGCACAUGGCUGUGAUCAGGGGAAAGCAGCUGAGAUGCGAGUUCUGCCAGAAGUCGGGCGCCACCGUCGGCUGCUGCCUCACUUCCUGCACCAGUAACUACCACUUCAUGUGCUCGCGGGCCAAGAACUGCGUGUUCCUGGACGACAAGAAGGUUUACUGCCAGAGGCAUCGCGACCUGAUCAAAGGAGAGGUGGUUCCUGAGAAUGGGUUUGAAGUCCUUAGGAGAGUUUUUGUGGACUUUGAAGGGAUCAGUUUGAGAAGAAAAUUUCUUAGUGGGUUGGAACCAGAGAACAUCCACAUGAUGAUUGGCUCGAUGACAAUAGACUGUUUAGGAAUUCUGAAUGACCUCUCAGACUGUGAAGAUAAGUUGUUUCCCAUUGGCUAUCAGUGCUCGAGGGUGUACUGGAGCACAACGGAUGCCAGGAAGCGCUGCGUGUAUACCUGCAAGAUCAUGGAGUGCCGGCCGCCGGUCAUAGAACCCGACAUCAACAGCACGGUGGAGCACGAUGACAACAGAACGAUUGCGCACAGCCCCGUUCCCCUUACAGAAAGUCUGCCUAAAGACAGCCGAAACGCGCCUGAAAUCGUCAGCCCGCCAUCGCCAGAUCGUCCCUUGCACUCUCAGACCUCCGGCUCCUGUUACCUCCCGGGGGGCUCGAAGGCUCCCAGGCUCAGGGCGCCCAGCUAUCCGUCCGCGCAGAGGUCGCCCGGCUCCCGGCCGUUGCCCUCCGCAGGCAGCCCUACCCCGGUGACCCACGAAAUAGUGACAGUGGGGGAUCCCUUGCUGUCCUCUGGGCUGAAGAGCAUCGGUUCCAGGAGACACAGCACCUCCUCUUUGUCACAGCAGCAGUCGAAACUCCGCAUGAUCUCCCCUCCACGAGCCGGGAGCGCGUACUCCAGGCACAGCGUGUCCUCGGUUCCCAGCGCAGGGACCUCUGCAGAACACGAGCCGAGCGGCAAAAGCACCGACCGCUUUGCAGGACCAGCGAACGCGGGUGCUCCCAGCGCUCCAGGCCAAAGCUGCUCUGCCAGCUCGGGUGCCCAGAAAAUAGCGGCUGCGAGCGGAAGUAAAACUUACCAGCUGGACCUGUCUCAGUCUGCGGAAGGAAAACAUUCCAGCAGUUCAGACCUGGUAGCCAAAGCUGCGGCUUCUAAGGGAGAGAAGAUGAAAACGUCAAAGGACCCAGAUUAUCUAGCUCAUAGUUUUGCUUCUGGAGGAAACUCCAAAGUGUCAGCUCAACUGACCAGUUCAUCGGGCACAGAAAUCAAUGUUAGAAUAGGAACCUUCCAAGAAUGUUCAGGAUCGUUUUCUUCCAAAGAAGCAAUAUCCUUCCCACCUUUGCAUCAGAGAGGCCCAAGGAAGGACAGAGAUCAGCAUGUGGAACCUGCCGCACAGCCAGAGAAAACCACUGUGGUUGAUGAGGUGGAUGCAAAGACCCUGAAGGCUGCUGGAGUCAAUAGCAGAUCUCCUGCAGCAAGCGAGCCGGUCGCUUCUGCCCCAAGAGACAGGCGUCAGAAGGGGAAAAAGUUAAUGAAAGACAGCUUUAAAGAGAAGCUUUCCCUGAAGUCUCUUACGGAUUCAAGCCAGGCAGUAGGUGGUGAUGAAGGAAACCUGAAACUAGAAUUCGGUAAUCAGGGUUUGGCCACCGAACAGAUUAGCCAGAGGUUAUGUAACAAUAUUCCCGCUGAAAAAGCUGGUGAGAAGUCUCCACCGUCCCAAGGGCAACCAAAAGGUUCCGCAGGGCAGAGCGACGUGGCCUCCAAGGAACCGCAGGCGCCUCGCAAACGCACCGUUAAAGUCACUCUGACCCCCCUCAAGAUGGAAAGCGAAAGCCAGGCUAAAAGCGCGCAGCAGGAGGGCGAUGUGGACCCGCAGUCGGCGGGAGCGGAGCCGGCCGCUCUGGCAGAGCCCACCUCGGCUUCGGAGAGCCCCGAAGGCAACGCCGCCGCGCAGGGAAGCCCCAGCGAAGCGCCAGCGCAGGAAUCUCAAAGUAACGCCUAUGAAAAUUUGCCCAUUCAAGAUAACAACUUGAUGCUCCAGGAUGGAACUAAGGCUCCCGAAGAAGGCUCGUACAAGCGGAGGUAUCCACGGAGAAGCGCUCGGGCCAGGUCCAACAUGUUCUUUGGGCUGACUCCCCUGUACGGCGUGAGGUCCUACGGAGAGGAGGACAUUCCCUUCUACAGCAACUCCACAGGGAAGAAGCGAGGGAAGCGGUCUGCAGAAGGACAAGUGGAUGGCGCGGAUGACUUGAGCACGUCGGAUGAAGACGACUUGUACUACUAUAAUUUCACUCGUACGGUGGUUUCCUCGAACGCCGAGGAGAGACUCGCGUCCCACAGCUUAUUCAGGGAGGAGGAGCAGUGCGAUCUUCCAAAAAUCUCACAGCUAGACGGUGUGGAUGAUGGAACUGAAAGCGAUACGAGUGUCACGGCAACGACAAGAAAAGUAAGUCAAGUGACUAAAAGGAGCAGUAAAGAAAACGGAACAGAGAACUUGAAGCUGGAUAGAACCGAGGAAGCCAGUGAGAAGGUACAAGUCACCAAGAGCUCCGCUGUCCACAAGAGCGACCCGAAGAUGGACAACUGCCAUCCCGUGAGCAGGGUCAAAGCGCAAGGCCAGGACUCGCUGGAGGCUCAGCUGAGCUCGCUGGAGACGGGCCGCAGGGCUCACACCAGCACGCCUUCCGACAAGAACUUACUGGACACGUUUAACACUGAACUUCUCAAAUCUGACUCUGACAACAACAACAGCGAUGACUGCGGGAACAUCCUGCCUUCCGACAUCAUGGACUUCGUCCUGAAGAACACGCCGUCGAUGCAGGCGUUGGGAGAGAGCCCGGAGUCCUCGUCCUCUGAACUUCUGACGCUCGGAGAAGGUUUAGGUCUGGACAGCAACCGCGGCAAGGAUAUGGGUCUGUUCGAGGUGUUCUCCCAGCAGCUGCCGACUGCCGAGCCGGUGGACAGCAGCGUCUCUUCCUCCAUCUCAGCGGAGGAGCAGUUCGAGUUGCCGCUGGAGCUCCCUUCCGACCUCUCUGUCCUGACCACCCGCAGCCCGACGGUGCCCAGCCAGAACCACAACAGGCUCGCCGUCAUCUCGGAGUCCUCGCUCUCCUCCUCGGGAGAGAGGUCCAUGCUCGCCUUGCCCUCCGCAGAGUCGGGAGAAAAGAGAGUGACGGUGACAGAAAAAUCCGCCUCGGGGGAAGGCGAUGCGGCUCUCCUGAGUCCUGGAGUGGACCCGAGCCCUGAGGGACACAUGACUCCCGAUCACUUCAUCCAGGGCCACAUGGAUGCGGAGCACAUCGCCAGCCCGCCCUGCGGCCCCGUCGAGCAGGGCCACGGUGGCAACCAGGACCUGACGAGAAACAGCGGCACUCCGGGCAUCCCGGUGUCGCCCACCGUUCCCCUCCAGAGCCAGAAGUACGUGCCAAACUCCACGGACAGCCCCGGCCCCUCACAGAUCUCCAACGCUGCCGUGCAGACCACGCCACCGCACCUCAAGCCGGCCGCGGAGAAACUGCUGGUGGUCAACCAAAACAUGCAGCCGCUCUACGUCCUCCAGACGCUCCCCAACGGCGUCACCCAGAAGAUCCAGCUGACGCCGUCGGUCAGCUCUGCGCAGAGCGUGAUGGAGAGCGGCGCCUCGGUGCUGGGGCCCAUGGGCAGCGGGCUCACACUGGCCACGGGGCUGAAUCCCAGCUUGCCCUCCUCGCAGUCGCUGUUUCCUCCCGCGAGCAAGGGGCUGCUGCCCAUGCCCCAUCACCAGCACAUCCACCCCUUCUCCACGGCCCCCCAGAGCGGCUUCCCGCCCAACAUCAGCAGCCCGUCACCAGGGCUGCUCAUCGGCGUGCAGCCGCCCCCCGACCCGCAGCUCCUGGUGUCCGAGGCAAGCCAGAGGACAGACCUUGGCACCACGUCGGCGCCUGCUGCGGCCCUGGGCAAGAAACGGCCGAUAUCCCGCCUGCACUCACGGAAGAACAAGAAGCUGGCUCCCUCUGGAACCCCUCCUGCCAUAGCUCCUCCCGAUAUGGUCUCCAACAUGACCCUGAUUAACUUUGCUCCUUCCCAGAUUUCCAACCACCCGCUGGAUUUGGGAAGCAUUGCCAAUUCAACGUCCCACAGAACCGUCCCCAAUAUCAUCAAGAGAUCCAAGUCCGGGGUCAUGUAUUUUGAGCAAACAUCUCUGCUCCCGCAGGGUGGGACCAGCGCCGCAGUCGGCACGUCUCCCAGCGUCAUCGGGCCGGAUGCCGGUCACCUCCCAGCGGGGCCCGUGUCCGGCCUGGCAUCGAGCUCCUCGGUGCUCAACGUCGUCUCCAUGCAGGCCACGGCAGCCCCCACGACUGGUGGCUCGGUUCCCGGUCAUGUUUUGGGACAGAGUUCGGUCACAUUAACGAGCCCCGGGUUAUUAGGGGACCUGGGUUCGAUAAGCAACCUCCUGAUCAAAGCCAGUCAGCAAAGCCUUGGUCUGCAGGACCAGCACAUGACUUUGCCACCCAGUUCGGGGAUGUUUUCACAACUGGGAGCUUCCCAAACUCCAUCUACAGCAGCGAUGACGGCUGCGUCGAGCAUUUGUGUUCUCCCUUCGGCGCAGUCGAUGGGCAUGACGGUCGCUCCGUCGUCUGCUGACCCAGAAGGCUCUUACCAGCUCCAGCACAUGACGCAGCUCUUGGCCAGCAAAACCGGGGUCGCCUCCUCCCCGCUGGACCUCGGCACGGCAUCGGCAGCGCCGCAGCUGUCGAGCUUUCCGCAGCUGGUCGAUGUUCCCAACAGUACCGGGCUGGAGCAAACCAAGGCGUCCUCGGCGGCGAUGCACGCCAGCUCGGCCUCUCCCGGGGGCUCCCCGUCGUCUGCCCAGCACUCUGCGAGCGGCUCCGUGCUGGGCCCUGCAAAAACAAAGCUGAAAGUCAAACGCAUUCAGCCGUCAUUAGACAAAGGGAACGGGAAGAAGCACAAAAUGUCCCACCUGUGGGCCAGCUCCUCCGAAGCGCAUGUUCCUGACAGAGGGGCCGUUGCUGGACCCCAGGUCUCGGCUACAGGGGCUCCUGCUGCCAAGGCAGAUGCGCAGGAUGCAGCAGGCGUCGAUCAGCCGUCACAGCAGCAGUGUGGCCAGUCUGCAGGGCAAACGGCGGCUCUGCCAGAGCCUCAGUCACCGCAGAACCCGGCACGUGAGCAGGAGAAUGCAGGCUCAAAAGCUCUCGAGGAAGAGGAGAGCACUUUCAGCUCCCCACUCAUGUUUUGGCUUCAGCAAGAGCAAAAGAGGAAAGAGUGUCUUGGUGAGAAGAAACCAAAGAAAGGUUUGGUUUUUGAGAUCUCUAGUGACGAUGGUUUUCAGAUCUGCGCAGAAAGCAUCGAAGAUGCCUGGAAGUCGCUGACGGACAAGGUGCAGGAGGCCCGUUCCAACGCGCGCCUGAAGCAGCUGUCCUUCGCAGGUGUGAACGGUUUGCGGAUGCUGGGGAUUAUCCACGACACCGUCGUGUUCCUGGUCGAGCAGCUGUACGGCGCGAAGCACUGCCGCAACUACAAGUUCCGGUUCCACAAGCCGGAGGAGGCCAACGAGCCCCCGCUGAACCCGCACGGCUCUGCGCGGGCUGAAGUGCACCUGAGGAAGUCUGCGUUUGAUAUGUUUAACUUCUUGGCUUCUAAACACCGACAGCCACCCGAAUACAACCCAAAUGACGAGGAAGAGGAAGAAGUGCAGCUGAAAUCAGCCCGGAGGGCAACCAGUAUGGAUCUGCCGAUGCCCAUGCGCUUCCGACACUUGAAGAAGACCUCCAAGGAGGCAGUUGGUGUCUACAGGUCUCCCAUCCACGGCAGGGGGCUGUUCUGCAAAAGGAACAUCGAUGCAGGUGAGAUGGUGAUCGAAUAUUCAGGCAAUGUCAUUCGCUCCAUCCUCACUGACAAACGGGAGAAAUACUACGACAGUAAGGGCAUCGGCUGCUACAUGUUCCGCAUCGACGACUCGGAGGUGGUGGACGCCACCAUGCACGGGAACGCGGCGCGCUUCAUCAACCACUCCUGCGAGCCCAACUGCUACUCCCGCGUCAUCAACAUCGACGGCCAGAAGCACAUCGUCAUCUUCGCCAUGCGCAAGAUCUACCGUGGGGAGGAGCUCACCUACGACUACAAGUUCCCCAUCGAGGACGCCAGCAACAAGCUGCCCUGUAACUGCGGCGCCAAGAAGUGCAGGAAGUUUUUAAACUAGAACUUCCCUCGGCUGUGGGCGAGCCCAGGGGGACAGGGGCGAGCAAAGCUCGAGCGCAUCCCCCCGGCCGCGCGGAGGGGACGGGAGGUGGCAGCAGGGACGGGCUGGGCUCGGGGACAGGCUGGCCGCCGGUUCUCUGUCAGAGGCCACAUCUCCAUGUCUCGCACGCUUCCCCUCGCCGAAGGCUUGGGCCCCUGCGGGAGAUCCCCGGUGUGAUGGUUUUCGCCGUUCUCGUUUCCCCAGUGUUUGUUUCUUGGCGCGGGGCUGACGAGGGGGCAGGGGCGGUCAGCUGGGCGUGCGGGAGCAGCGGCAGGUCCUGUCCCUCUGUCCCGCGGCGCAGAGCACCGGCCGCGUGGUUCUCGUGGCGCGAGGGCCGUGGCAGAGGUUCGGUAGCGCCGUGGUUAGCCGGCUUUCCUCCCGGGAGAGGGGCGGCCCCUCCGGCCAGCGUGCCUGCGGUUCCUCGCGUCUGCAGAACACUUAGCGAGCGCAGGGCGGGCGGAGGAGCCGCGCGGCCAGGAACGCGUGGGAAACGCACAGCGGGCUGGAACCGGCGGGUUCGCGGCGAUGGACCCGCCGGGCAGCGGGAGCGGCGCGGACCCUCCUCCCGCUGCCCCGGCCCCGCGCAGCAGCAGCAGAGCAGCCCCCACCUGACACGCGGCGACGUUGGGUUUUACUCGGUUCUGUUUACAGUUUAGUAUUUAAGGUUUUAUAAAUGUAAAUAUAUUUUGUAUAUUUUUCUAUGAGAAGCACUUCAUAGGGGAAAGCACUUAUGACGAGGCUUUUUAAACAGUGGUAUUAUCCUAAUUUAAGAGAAUCUCUUUUUAAUGUUUUUUUUAUUUUCAUAGGACGGUUAUAGGAAAUACCUGGCUGGACAGUCUGGUCCUUUCUCCAGAGAGGGGUACACUUUAGUUUUGGUUUGGUUUUCCUUUGGGUGUUUUGUUUUUUUAACUCUCGUUCUGCCUUUUUGACUUCAGUAACUGUUUCCGGGAGGUUUGGCUGGACCUUAAACUUUGUGUACCCGUCAGGAUGGGGGCGGGAGGGGGAGCUGCCCGGCGCGGGCGGCGUUUGGCUGUGUCGGAGGGGCUGCCCGCGCCCUGCCCGCGCCGCGGGAGGAAAACCGGCACGGAGCCCACCCCGGGCGCUGCUUUUGGCUCCCCUGGGCUCGCGUGGGGCAGCCGAACCCGCACCCUGAGCCGGGGAGGACGCACGGCAUGGGGGGCGGGGCGCCCGCUUUCCUCUCGUUAUUGCACUGCGCGGCGAUCCCCGGCGACAGCCGUUGACAGACACGUCCAGGCGCCGCCGCGUUUGUUACUGACUUGAUGCACUGACAGUUUGGGAACGCACACACCCGCGGAGCCCCGCGCGCCGCGCUCGGCCCCUCGGCCCCCUGCGGCUGCCCCGGCGUCCCGAGCGGCCGCUCCCGCCCGCGGCGCCGCGUCCCCCCGGCCGCGGUCGGAGGUCGGGCCCGGCCCGCGGUCCGGCCGUCUGUCCGCUUUGCUGCUAUGGCCGUGGCGGCCGCUGACACUGUCCGUACCCGGGAAGCCGCGGCGGGGCCGGGGGACGUGGGGCGCGCGGCGUCCCCGCGCAUGAAUGUAUAUUUUAUAAGGACUGACGCAGAUCAUGGUAUCUGAAAAUACUGAAAAAAAAAGGAACCUUAGGGCGUUUAUUUUUCUUUGUACAAAGCGACGUGUUGUUUUCUAAAGGAAAAGCGGGUCAUUGCAAAGGGCUGGGUAUCUUUUCUGUCUGGUUUCCUUUCGUUUCCAAGCAAUACCAGGUUCUUGGGCGAGACGGUCGUUGUGCAGAAUCAUGCCACUCACCCCAUACUACUGCUCCACUCGCAAGGGUUUUAUAGCUAUAAAUACGAUAUAUAUAGGAACUAAUGUAGUGACGCACCGUGUAAUGCAGCCUCGUUCAGUAUCGGUCCACGGCUUUUACUUCUCUAACACUAUAGCUAAGGAUUGUGUUCCCGCCGCUCCCGCCGGCCGGGGGGCUCGCGGCCCCGGCCCCCCCGUCCCGGCCGCUCCGUUUCCUCCCGCUGCCCUCGCCCGGUCCUGAGUGUCGGGAACCACCUGCGUGUGGGGCAGCAGCGUGCUCUGUGCUUUCUGGUCUCCUUACGAGGUGCAGUAGCUUCGUCUUUCAACCGACAACUAUACUUGUGGUGUUUCUUUUAUUGAACUUUACAGUCUCUUUAGUAAAUACAGGUAGGUGAGUAAUUGUUUCAAAAAAAAAAAAAAGGAAAAAAAAAAAGCUCAGCAAGGCAAGGUUUUGUUCUAGAAAUGCAUUUCUUGGCAACUUAUCAUGUAUAACAAAUCUCUUCUUUUUUUCUUGUGUUCUUCCGAGCUUCUGGUUGUUGUUUUUUUUAAAAAAGAGGAACCGUGUCUAAGUGCAUCAGUGUUAAUUGACUCCUGUCACAGGAAGAAGGAAAUACUCAACCGUUCAACAAAUGCUGAAAGCUCCGCAGAGACUGAAUGUAAAAACGUGUAAAUAGUUGUAAAAAAAAGAAAAAACACAAAAAAAACAAAGGAGUUUUUAAACAUGUUUAUUUUCUAUGCACUUUUUUUUAUUUAAGUGAUAGUUUAAUUAAUAAACAUGUCAAGUUUAUUGCUGCA